Ananas comosus (pineapple) is the source of this 2046-nucleotide messenger RNA. Its product is annotated as rust resistance kinase Lr10-like. The transcript is spliced from 3 exons. NCBI's taxonomy places the organism in Eukaryota, Viridiplantae, Streptophyta, Magnoliopsida, Poales, Bromeliaceae. The record is from RefSeq and is a predicted model, not a curated record. Gene Ontology annotation, molecular function: protein kinase activity; polysaccharide binding; ATP binding. The coding region runs from base 181 to 2043 and encodes 620 amino acids. Gene Ontology annotation, biological process: protein phosphorylation.
GACUUUGACCCGCUCCAACUAGUCAGAGUCUUCAUUCAACUAUUCUCUAUGAUAGAGAUCCAACUAUUGACUUGUCUAAUAAGUCUCUGCAGAUUUAGAGGCCACAUGACAUGACUUUAUCUUAUCAUUCAGAUUGAAUUGCAACUCUCUCCUCCUCUGUUCAAGCCUUUCCAACACACAAUGCUUAGGCUUCUCGUCGUAAUCGUCCUUCUUUUCCUUCAAUCUGAAAAGAAUGCAGCAGCAGGCAGCAAAGAAGAAAAAAAGGAGAUAGAAGAGUUUAGCAAGAGCUGCCCACCCUCAACAUGCGGUGGCGAAGGCGGGCCUGAGAUUCGAUUCCCUUUUCGGCAAGAAUUAAGCCCUCCAUUCUGUGGUGCACCUGGAAUGGAACUCUCGUGUUCCGGCAACACCACAAUCCUAACACUCCCAAAUCUCGGCUCCUACAAUGUUACUGCAAUCGACUACCGCCUCGCUGCGAUCACUGUCAAGCUCCCCGACACGUCGGCGCCGUGUCCGCUUUGGAACCGAAGAUCCAUUGACCUGAGGACUCCCAUAUACAAGCCUUAUGAGAUUGUGAAUGUCAUCUUAGUAAGCUGCUCAAGAAACCUCUUCCCACAAAAUACAACGUUACCAACCUCCUGCCUCAGAAGUGGACAUGAUCGGUUUGUUUACGUGUUUGGUGCGCAAGAAUACAUGGACACAAUCCCUUCAUACUGCAUGGUGACCUCAAAGGUUCUGAGAAUUCCUGCUAAGGACUAUCAGGGUGCACAAGGACUCUCCUUGGAAGAAAUUGUUAACGAUCUCGUCGUGCGACGUGAGAUCACCCUCAGCUGGUCUGUUCCUGAGAUUACUGAUGUAUGCAAAGACUGUGAAGCAGCAGGGAAGACUUGUUAUUUUAGUAUCAGUAGGAACACAGCUUUCUGCAGGCAUCACAGUGAAAAAAUCGUCAAGCUCACUACAGGAACAUCUGCAGCUGCAUUUGUUAUACUGCUGGUAGCAGUCAUUACACUCUACAUUUUCAGAAAAUCCGAGAAGGAAAAAGAAACGCGCAUCAAAGUCGAAAAGUUCCUCGCAACAUAUAGCGACACAAAACCGACUCGAUACACUUUCUUGCAACUUAAGAAGAUGACUCGGCGGUUCAAAGUCCAACUGGGGCAGGGCGGUUUCGGAAGUGUGUACAAAGGUGUGUUGCCAAACGGAGUCCCUGUGGCAGUUAAGAUGCUCGAGAGAUCGAAGGGCGAGGGCGAAGAGUUCAUCAACGAAGUCGCAACCAUCGGAAGGAUUCACCAUGUCAAUGUGGUUCGCCUGCUAGGAUUCUGCUCUGACGGAUCGAGGCGCGCGCUAAUCUACGAGUUCUUGCCGAAUGAGUCCCUAGAGAAGUACAUCUUCUCGCACGGUUCUACGAGCCAUCAAGAACCAUUUAGGAUGGACAAGUUGCAGGAGAUAGCAAUAGGAAUUGCUCGCGGGAUAGAGUAUUUGCACCAGGGAUGCGACCACCGCAUUCUGCACUUCGACAUCAAACCGCAUAAUAUUUUGUUGGAUCAUCAUUACAAUCCCAAGAUCUCCGACUUCGGCCUCGCAAAGCUGUGUUCAAGGGAUCAAAGCAUUGUUACAAUGACAGCAGCUAGAGGGACAAUGGGCUACAUUGCACCAGAGAUAUAUUCUAGAAACUUCGGAACGGUGUCGUAUAAGUCUGAUGUUUACAGCUUCGGAAUGCUGACGCUAGAAUUGGUAAGCGGAAAGAAGAUUGCUGAUCCAGAGAUUGAAAACCAAGGUGAGGCUUACUUCCCGGAGUUGGUUUACGAGCAGUUAGUCAGCAGGCAAGAAUUAGAAUUGGAUAUAGAAAUGACCGCAAGUGAAGAAGAGAUAGCGAAGAAACUCGCGAUUGUUGCAUUAUGGUGCGUACAAUGGAAUCCGGUGAAUCGCCCGACCAUGUCGAGGACGGUGCAGAUGCUGAUGGGGAGUUUGCAGGACUUGGAAAUGCCCCCAAAACCAUUUGUCCCCUCAUUAGGAUAUGAUGCUAGCGAAGUUCCUAAUGAAGUGUAGGAG